Adelges cooleyi (spruce gall adelgid) is the source of this 1581-nucleotide messenger RNA. RefSeq names its product charged multivesicular body protein 5 (gene Vps60). Gene Ontology annotation, biological process: late endosome to vacuole transport via multivesicular body sorting pathway; vesicle budding from membrane. NCBI's taxonomy places the organism in Eukaryota, Metazoa, Arthropoda, Insecta, Hemiptera, Adelgidae. The record is from RefSeq and is a predicted model, not a curated record. The transcript has 4 exons. The coding region runs from base 168 to 824 and encodes 218 amino acids. Gene Ontology annotation, cellular component: multivesicular body.
UGAUAACAAUGAGAAAUUGGUUAACUAUUGUUAUUUGUUAUAUACUUAUCUAUGAUUAUUAGCAAAACAUAUUAUUAGUCAUCCGGGCCAUUAAAAAACCAACCUCAACAUAAGAAUUAAUAAGUACCAAUUUUAGUUUUGGAAGUGAAUUUACAUUUGCCAACAAAAUGAACCGUUUGUUUGGAAAACCGAAAGACAAAGCUCUGCCGCCAGACAUGACGGAAGUCAUCAAAGGUGUGGACGGGCGAGCAGAAUCGAUAGAGCAAAAAAUCAACAGGCUCGAUGUGGAACUGAAAAAACUGAAAGAUCAAAUGUCUAAAAUGAGAGAAGGUCCUGCAAAAAAUUCGCUUAAACAAAAAGCUUUAAGAGUUUUAAAACAAAGAAAACAGUAUGAAAGUCAGGCUGAAAAUUUAAGAAACCAGUCUUUCAAUAUGGAACAAGCAACUUAUGCCGUUCAGACGUUGAAAGAUACUCAGUCUACAGUAGUAGCAAUGAAAACGGGCAUGAAACAAAUGAAAAAAGAAUUUAAAAAUAUUAAUAUUGAUGAUAUUGAAGACCUACAAGACGAAAUGACUGAUAUGUUAGAUCAAUCUAACGAAGUUCAGGAAGCAUUAGGUAGAACUUAUGGUGUACCAGACAUAGAUGAAGAUGAAUUAAAUGCUGAACUUGAAGCACUUGGGGACGAAUUAACCUUGGAUGAUGAUACAUCGUAUUUGGAUCAUGUUAAUAUCCCGGAUAAGGAACCCGAACAUAAGGAGCCAAAAAAGCCCGGAGAAAUUGAUGUUGAUGAAUUUGGUCUUCCUAAAAUACCAGCCCAAAUUUAAUGUCACUAAUAAAAUAAUGAUUCAAUGUAAUGUCGUGGAAUCAAAUAAUAAAAUAAAAAAUUAUUGUAUAUUUAUUAUGUAUCUUUAAAUUUGUAAACAUUUUAUAGCUUGUAAACGGCCUAAUACCAUAGUUUUUAAACCAAGUAUACUAUCACUUAAAAUAAUAUAACUUGUACUUGUAUAUAUUAAAAUAAAAUCUUAAUUGUAUUUAACAUAAUAUAUGAAUAUUUUAAAGCUUUCAAAUUGUCUAGAAAAAACUGUUAAGCAAAUUUAUGGUUAAAUGUAUAGUAAAGAUAUAAAAUCUACUUGAACCCUAAACCAUAAAAAUUAUACACUUCUUGCGUACACGUGUACGCACGUGUAGCGCUAACAACAAUAGUCUGUUGUUAGCGCUGAAGAUGACAACAUCGUUGUCGUAACACGUGUACGCAAGAAGUGUAUAAUUUUUAUGGUUUAGGGUUCAAGUAGAUUUUAUAUCUUUACUUUCAAAUUAUGUUUUUUAGAAUGUGACGAAACAAUGUUAUUUCAUUCAUAUUUAUACUGUAUAUUUGUUAUGGUUAGUUACAUUUUUAUACAUAACAAAUGAAGGGCUGAAAAAAAUUAUCAUAGUCAAUGUGCCCAAAGUUUUCAGUAUUGCAGUUUUAAGUUUUAUAACUCAAAAAAGACUUGGAGAUUUAGUAUAAGAUAACGCACAUAAAAUAAUAUUGUUCUUUUAUUAUCUUUAUUGAUAAGUUUAAAUACAAAAUAAUCAAAUUUA